This is a messenger RNA of Dunckerocampus dactyliophorus (ringed pipefish), 2342 nucleotides long. RefSeq names its product solute carrier family 16 member 13 (gene slc16a13). Gene Ontology annotation, molecular function: monocarboxylic acid transmembrane transporter activity. The record is from RefSeq and is a predicted model, not a curated record. Lineage: Eukaryota; Metazoa; Chordata; Actinopteri; Syngnathiformes; Syngnathidae. The transcript is spliced from 7 exons. Gene Ontology annotation, biological process: monocarboxylic acid transport; transmembrane transport. Bases 159 to 1523 code for a protein of 454 amino acids.
CCACAGUUAGGCAGCGGCUGGUUCGCUUUGGUGUUGUUCUACUUGAUCAGGUUUGGUCCACAGCAAGAACACACUGACAUGAAGACAAGGUUGGAGUCACACCAUAUGGUUUUGCUCCAUUGAAGUCACAUGUUCGAUGCACUGAUCCAUAAGCAGACAUGGCCAGCGUACGAGUUGGAGAGGACAGGCGGAGAGAUCCUGACGGUGGGUGGGGUUGGGUGCUGGUGGGCGCCCUCUUUGUCAGCACCAGCCUGGUGUUUGGGCUCAUGCGAGGCCUGGGCAUCUUCUUUGUUGAGUUUGUGCAGUACUUUGAGGAGAGCGCUCAGGCCAUCUCCUGGAUCUCCUCCACCGGCCUAGCGGCACAGCAGUUCUUCAGCCCGCUGGGUGCUGCAUUGUCCAACGCGUACGACACCCGCGUGGUGGUGAUGACGGGGGGCUGCCUUGCUGGACUUGGGCUCAUACUGGCCUCACAUGCCACCUGUCUCGUCCACCUCUACCUCACCAUGGGCGUCAUUUCAGGGUUGGGCUGGGGCUUGGUCUUCACCCCCAUGGUGGCCACGGUCAUGGCCAGCUUCACUCAGCGGCGCUCCCUGGCUUUGGGACUGGCGUUUUCCAGUAUAGGCCUGGCUUCCUUCACUUUCAACCCGCUCUUCCAGCUGCUAGUGGAGAAGUACGCCUGGCGCGGGGCACUGCUCAUCCUGGGGGGGCUCAGCCUCAACAUUGUGCCCUGUGGGGCGCUUAUUCCCUCACGGAGUCGGCCUAAAAAUCCAGAAAAGGGGUCUGCAGAGAGCGCAUCGUCGGGUGUUGGCCUGCUGCAUCGAGUGUCGUCCUACUUGGAGCUGUCUCUCCUGUGCGAGAGGCCUUACCUCACCUACACCAUGGCCAUCACACUGCUCAAUGUGGGCUACUUUGUGCCCUAUGUCCAUCUGGUGGCCCACAGCCGAAACGCUGGCUUCUCCGAGUACCAGUCCGCCUUCGUCAUGUCCGCUGCCGGCGCCACCGACAUCUUUGGCCGCGUGGCCUCGGGCUGGUUCUCGGACCUGGGCCACUUCCGCCUCAUCCACCUGCUGAGCCUGUGGACGGCGCUAGCCGGGCUGUUCAUCAUGCUGCUGCCCGUGAGCACCCUGUGGGGCUCCUAUGCCAGCCUGGUGGCCGUUAGCCUUCUGUAUGGCUUCUGCUCAGGGGCGCUGACCUCACUGGCCUUCACUGUGGUCCCCAUGGUGGCCGGCUUAGAGCGCAUGAUGGGGGCGCUCGGCCUGCUGCAGCUCAUUGAGAGCUGUGCGGGGCUGCUGGGAUCUCCUCUGUCAGGGCUGCUCAAGGACAUCACGGGCGACUAUAUGGCCUCCUUUGUGGUGUCGGGCUCCUUCCUCAUCCUCAGCACCUUGACCAUGGCCACCCUGCCGCAUUACUUUUCCUGCACGGAUCCGCCUCCUGUGCAAGGACCCUGCCAGAAGGACAAAUGUGAGGGUCUCGGCUUGGAGACAGAGCAGAUGAAUAAGACGCUUUGUGAGGUGAAUCACUGAGAUGCGUCAAAUGACGCCUUUUUUUGUCUUUGUGUUGCCCACUCCACAUGUAAUGAUUCAUGUUCUGUUUAUUUGAUUUACACAUGAAGCUUAUUUAAUGAUAUUUGCACAUUGUAGGUGAAAUGGAGUGGCGAAGUAUUUAAUAAUCGUCCUCGUUUCUUGUUUGAUGUAGCACACACUCACUACUUUCCAAGUGGUGUGAAGAUGACGCACAAACGACCUUUAAUUCACGCUAUUGUGUAAGAAGGACGUUAAACCGAUAACUAAAUGGUGCACGGAGAUGCUGUGUCAUUUGUUGGGACACCAAAAAUAAUCAUAAUGAUCUGCUUUAGUUGUGUAGGGCCUCACACUCAGGAACACAAAACUGCUGCAAAUAACUACAGUAUGUCCACUUUGUAGUUUUGUAAAGCAUAAAUCUAGACUGCUGGUUACUUAUUCGUUCUUCGGCAAUUCUGCUUGGUAACUAUUACGGUAGUCCCUUUUCCACCAACAUUACCAGGAACUUUUAUUACCAAGAACUUAUUUAAGUAUCUGCAAUGUGUGUGGGUUGCGUUUCCACUGCACCUCAAACUUCCUGGAAAUGUAUUUCGACCAGGCGUGGGAUUCUGAAAAGACCCAUCUUGCUAGUAGGUACUUUUCCAGGGAAUGUUUGGCACGUUUUUCAAAAUCCCAGAUUGAGAAAGUUUCUUUCAGUGGAAAAGGGAUUAUUGAGCCUCAGUAAAUGUUAAAUGGGGAAUAACCAGUGUGAUUGAAGUCUUAAACCAACCUAUCCAAUGUGAAACCUGAUGUUUUGUACGUCUUAUUGAUUAAAACAGAGAU